Molecule: messenger RNA, 2734 nt
Organism: Ectocarpus siliculosus
Lineage: Eukaryota; Phaeophyceae; Ectocarpales; Ectocarpaceae
Source: the annotation of a GenBank genome assembly
AUGGGGUUCACCCGUAAGAGCGCGGUCCUCGCCCUUUUCUUCCUCGGGCUUGCCGCUAGGCAAGCCUCGGCUGUCACCACCUGCCUCGCCCUCAUCACCGCGGUUGAGGCCAUCUCCGGCACAGGGACGGUAGAGCUCGAGGGCGGCUUUACCUGCGAAGCAUACAUCACGGUCGCUGCUAGCCAGGAUGUCACCAUCAGCGGUGCCUACACGAUCACUCUGGGCGCACCCUUCGCCGGCAGCACGAACACGGACGCGGGGGGCAGCCUGUUCGAGAACGAGGGCACGCUGAAGCUCGACGGCAUCACGUUCGCCACGGAAACAACGGAUGGGAACCGCGCUGUCUGGAACACGGGAACGCUUUCGGUGGAAGGCUGCACGUUCGAACUUUACCCAACCGGAAUCUUUCUCUCCAGGGGCGGUGUGAUCUACUCCGACUCUGCAGGAACGAUUUCCAUCUCAGACUCCACCUUCAAAUCAAACCUCGCGAGCGAGAGGGGCGGUGCAGUGUACGCCAUCGGCUCCGAAACCCUCACCAUCACGGACUCCCUUUUCAGGGGCAACGAAGUUGGGACGGGCGUUGCCGCGGACGGCGCAGGAGGCGACGUUUACGCAGGCACCAAUGUUGACCUCACGGUCACUGGCACGACGUUCUCGACGUCUGCGGCCGAGUACGGUGGAGCUGCCAUCGAGUGCUGCGGCGCGGUAAUCUCCGACACUGUCUUCACGGGAGCGGACACUGCCAGCGACGCCGCGCACUACGGCGGGGCGCUGCUGGUCAACCGCCCUGACCAAGACGGAUGCCCGAGGGAGCUUGACCUCUCAAACUCGACGUUCAGCGGAUGCACCGUAGGAAGCACUACUGGAGCGGGCGGUUCCGUGGCCAUCUUCGACACUUCGGCAACAAUUACCGACUGCACUUUCGAGAGCAGCGUUGGCACGGCGGUGCUGUUCUCGUCUUCCAGCGAUUCCGGAGAACACCAGCUUCUCAUGGACUACGUUCAGUUCAACCUCAACACCUUCCCCGCUGAGGCCUACGCCACCGACACUGAGCAGGGAGCUGCGAUCGUGGUGACGAACACGGGCGUGGCGGAUGGAGAGACGACGGUGACCAUGGGCGAGUUCAACGACAUGUACUGCUUCGCCAAUGAGCCUUACGAGUGCGAGUUUGUGUACGAUCAGUCGGACAUCGUCCACAGCGGGGAGUUUAAGUGCCAAAUCUGCGACAUCGAAGGGGAGCGACAACAAAGUGGCACCGACGACGAUUUGAUCGAUGCAAGCGAGCGCAGCAUCGACGGGGACUCUUCGUCCGACAACCAGGGCAUCGUCAUUGGCCUCUCGCUUGCCCUCGGACUGACGCUGGUCGUGAUCGGAGCCUUGGCGGUAUGGAAGUUCAGGGUGCGCAAGAAUGCGCGCCGUCUCAUGGAGGACAUGGGCGAAGGCGACUUGUAAGCUUGCCCUGAGCAAGGCCGAUGGUGAUCUAUCAUCUAUGAUCCACCAUCUAUGAUCUACAAGGUGCCAUCGCCCGCGGGAGACAACCCAAGACACGGGUGUUUCGUGUGAAUGGAAAUGAAAUGCGCUAGUGUGGUGGAAGUGCGGAGUUUGCCAGUUCGCGACCCUUGGCACCUGACGGUGCGUAGAGAGAGGAGAGAGGAGCAGCAUAUCUAUUUGGCGGUUUGCCAAGGUGAUACGUGCCGCGUGUGGAACUAAGCAUAUUUGGUAGCCUUUUUCACUCCCUUCGUAGGAAAAGAAAACACGGCUCGGUUCGUAUCUAAGGAAGGUUGCCGCAGCAGUGGAGCGGUCCCGAUUGUUCUCGCAGGAGGUUGAACGCCCACGGGAUCAUAAAAAUGUAUUCUAAAGUACGUUGUUGUCGGCUGGGUUGAGAGGUAGGAGGCAGCCCCUCAAACCCGUCAGCCAGUCAGAAGACCUUGGUUUUCAGCGGUGUAGUGGGCUUGUACCCGCGGGGGGCGGGAAACGGGCCACGAAUAUGAACGUGUCAUCUCGUCGCCGCUGCCGGCUCGCCUUGCCACGAACCGUGAUUGUUGUCUUGUGCUGUUUGCCUCCAUCGCAAGAACCCUUGUCUAUCGUUCGUUCGUCCAUUUUUUGGUUUGUUGUGCACCGGCGCCUCGUGUGCCAUCGAGCGGGCGAGCGGAUUUGCGAGCUGACUUGGAGUAGACUAUCGCAUGCCUCAGUUUCGUGAUGACUACGGCUGUGGCAUCGUGCACGGUGAUGCGCUCCAAGGUUGUUUGUUGAGAGCCAUGAGAAAUCAGCCACUGACACAACCCUUGCUUGAGUCUGGCAUCAUGUUUGUUAUGCCCAAGCGCAUGCAUGCCGUGCGGACUAGGCGUGUGAAGUUUCUCUGUCAGUAAACUUUUUUUCUUUUGUGUGUUGGCAUCUGCAGGCCGGGCGGUUGGAUUGCUUCCCUUGGUCAAGUGGCAUGCUAACUCUUUGACUAGUUUUCGGCGUCUAGCACGUCUGUGCUACCCCCGUAGGUUUGAUGGAUGUUUGUUGGGUAAGGGUUUGUGCAGUGCGGGGGGGUGGCGGUAGGGAAGCACAGAGGGCAGUGGACGCUAGAGAAUGGUCUGUGUCGUACAUAUUGUAGUCUUGCAGAAAAUGUUGGGUGUACCAGUACGAAUUAUCGUGCCAAAGGUGCGAAUUAUGGUUUCAGUAGGGCGUGCACUGUCUUACCUUAUCUGUCCCUGGUGACCGUUGUUAUUUGCAUAAAUCUCUUUUU